AUGGCUCCAUCACUCGAAGAGCCGAUACAGCCAGUCGACGACGCCCUCGAUUCGCACCUUCGGAAGCAGCCCGCUUUGAAAGCAGCUCCCCCAGAACACUGUCCUGGUCCUGAAAGUGAACAGGCGGGCAAGCAAGAUGCCUGCGCGGGGUGUCCUAACCAGGCGAUCUGCGCCUCUGCCCCCAAAGGACCCGACCCGGAUAUACCUAUCAUCACCGAGCGACUGUCGGGCGUGAAGCAUAAGAUACUAGUACUAAGUGGCAAGGGUGGUGUGGGCAAGAGCACUUUCACGACCAUGCUGGCGCAUGCAUUCGCAAGCAAUGCAGAGAACGUGGUCGGAGUCAUGGACACAGAUAUCUGCGGUCCAAGCAUACCCAAGAUGAUGGGCGUGGAGACCGAGACGAUACACGUCAGCAGCACAGGUUGGGAGCCGGUAUGGGUCAGUGAGAACUUGGGCGUCAUGAGCGUGCAGUUCAUGCUGCCAAACCGGGACGAUGCUGUGAUCUGGAGAGGACCGAAGAAGAAUGGGCUGAUCAAGCAGUUCCUGAAAGAUGUGGAAUGGGGUGAGAUGGACUACUUGGUCGUCGAUACGCCUCCUGGAACGAGCGAUGAGCACCUCAGUGUCAACAGCUUUUUGAAAGAGAGCGGUGUCGAUGGAGCAGUACUGGUGACAACUCCACAGGAAGUCAGUCUACUGGACGUCAGGAAGGAGAUUGACUUUUGUCGCAAGGCUGGCAUACCCAUUCUAGGACUCGUGGAGAACAUGUCUGGCUUCGUAUGCCCGAAGUGUACGCAUCAGUCGGAGAUCUUUCGACCGACGACUGGUGGUGGUAGACAGCUUGCCAAGGAUACCAACAUUCCUUUCUUGGGCGCUGUGCCUCUUGACCCACGCAUAGGCAUGAGUUGCGACUAUGGUGAGAGCUUCUUCGACAACUUCGGGGACUCGCCUGCUUGCGAGGCCUUGCGAGACGUCGUACGUAACGUGGCCGAAGUUCUGGGGAUGAAGGGCGAGGAUGUAUUGCCGCUGGACGAUUGA
This is a messenger RNA of Saxophila tyrrhenica, 1035 nucleotides long. It is a transcript of the gene NBP35, whose product is annotated as cytosolic Fe-S cluster assembly factor nbp35. Gene Ontology annotation, molecular function: ATP binding; ATP-dependent FeS chaperone activity; 4 iron, 4 sulfur cluster binding. Bases 1 to 1035 code for a protein of 344 amino acids. The record is from RefSeq and is a predicted model, not a curated record. Gene Ontology annotation, biological process: iron-sulfur cluster assembly. Gene Ontology annotation, cellular component: cytosol. The transcript has a single exon. NCBI's taxonomy places the organism in Eukaryota, Fungi, Ascomycota, Dothideomycetes, Mycosphaerellales, Extremaceae.